Drosophila ananassae is the source of this 1387-nucleotide messenger RNA. RefSeq lists its product as uncharacterized. Lineage: Eukaryota; Metazoa; Arthropoda; Insecta; Diptera; Drosophilidae. The record is from RefSeq and is a predicted model, not a curated record. The transcript has a single exon. Bases 171 to 1325 code for a protein of 384 amino acids. Gene Ontology annotation, molecular function: RNA binding. Gene Ontology annotation, cellular component: nucleus; cytoplasm.
CUUGACAAAAUAUAUCGAACUGUCUCGGCGAAGGGCUGGGUGUCAGCUCGGGAAUUUUCAUUACAACCCAAGCAUUUAGUGCGACGAGAGCUCCCUUUUCGUUCCAAAAAAUAACUAAGAAAAGCGUUCUGAAAAAUUUUCAAAAGCGAAAAUCUGAGAAAUCAAUCGGCAUGUAUUCCUACGGCGGAAAUCGUUACCAGCUGCUCUCGUUCGAGGACGAGACCCAGGUCCUUCUGUCCAACAAGGAGCUGCGGCUGAGGGCCAGGAAGGCCGCGCAGGCCCAGCAGCUCCAGCUGCAGUCCACCAAGCGCUCCAAGACCGGCCGGAAGCUGGAAGCCAAGCUCGAAGGUAAGAACGCCUCUGCGGCUAUCCUCAAGGACUCCAAGAAGGAUAACCUGGGCCCCAAGAAGGACAUCCCGGCGGGCGGGAAGAAGAGCAAGCCAUCGCACAAGAAGGACAACACGCCGUCCGCCAAGUCCGGCAGCCCCAAUUCCAAGCAGGACAAGAGCAGCCCCUCGCCCAGGCGGGAGCGCAGGCUGUUCGGUUCUGGCGCCGCGAGCGCCUCCGUCAGGAUCUCCACCAACGCCACUUCGAAGAAGCUCAACCGCAACUACGGCGUGGCAGGCUCCGCCCUGGGGCACAACUUCUGCCUGCCGCCGGAGAUGUCGCCCGAGCGCAAGCCCAGUCGCAGCUCCUUCCGGGGCUACCUAUCCGGGUUCCGGCACCGGCCCAACCUGGACCGAACCAGCCGCGCCCGCCUGCACGACCGCCAGUCCGGCUCCGACCGCACCGGCGUCAAGGCCGUGUACAAGCGCAACGGAGGCGGUGCCCACAACUGGGGCUCCCCCAAGCUGGAGAUCCAGGAACACAAGAAGGCCAUCGCCCGCAGCCAGGUGUACGGGGGUCGGCAGCCGGCGCGCCGCAGGCGGAUCAAUUCCAACAGCGACGUCUCCCUCUUCUCGGAGCCCAUGAGCCACCACCAGGAGGAGCCUCUGGACGACAGCAUGUUCCUCACCCUGGACGAGUGGAGGGCCACCCUGAAGCCCGUGGCCGCGAAGCCUGCUGGAUCGGAUCCCCGGGCGGAGUUCUUUCCCCCUUUCCGCGCCUCGGCGCCCUUCCAGCGCUCGGGCCGCAAUCUGCGCCUCUGCGACAUCAUCCAGUUCAACUUUAAUAGCAUCGGGCAGCACUGCAAGAAGAGGGAGUUCUUCCUCGCGCUGGUGGAUCCCCCGGACUUCCCUGAGCUCCCUCUGCCCCAGCCGAGGGAGGUCCAGAACCAACUUCCGCCCCAGGUGGACGACGUGAAACACUUUCCGAAUCUCUCCUAAGCAUUCCACCAGGCGAUCUCUCCAUGCCGAAUAAAUAAAGCUUUAAUGUUUUUGAAACUUGA